AUGGAGACCCACGGAAUGAACAAAACUUGGAAAGAACCAUGGCUAUAUCGACAAGAGUUUUCCCUAAAUCCCGGCUACGGGAAGCAUUAUCUUCUUGAAACAAACGGUAUUACUUCCAAAGCCGACAUAUACCUUAAUGGAAGGCAGAUCGCGAACAAAGACUUCCAGUCGGGCUCCUACGGCGGUCAUACUUACGAUUUUACACCAAUGGCGUCCGAGGCCAACGCAGUAUUGAUCAGAGUCCAUCCAACCGACUAUAACCACGAUUUAGCCCAAGGGUUCAACGACUGGAACCCUGCUCCCCCAGAUAACGGCUCGGGUGUUUGGAGAGACGUCAACGUCAAGCAGACAGGAGCAGUCACACUGGGGCCUCUCAGCGUUACGACACAGUUCGAAAUGUCUGGUACAUCCGCCAAAGUAACGCUCAGAACUCUUGCGCGUAAUCUCGAGAACCGCACAGUAGAGGCUUUUCCUGUAGCUAGUGUUGUCAAAUCUGGAUAUGGAACCAGCUCAAUGGACGAUCAACCGCCGACUGGUAUGUCAUCGGCGCAGGUCGAUCAAGGACACCCCCCAAGAGAGGUCGCACCAGAGCUGCCGAGUCAACCGAGGGCAAAUCCAUUCUCUAGUCCGAGCAUGACUUUGGCCCCGUUUGCGUCAGAAGAGAUACAAAUUCAGGUGGAUGUACCCUUUACAGCUUCAGACAUCUGGUGGCCCAGACAAUGGGGGGCCCAACCGCUUUUUGAAGCUCGUUUGAGCGCUUCAGUCGAGAAUGUUACGUCCGACUCGCGCAAUAGCACAUUUGCAUUCCGCAAAGUUACCUCGCAACUCAACACGCACGGCGACAGGGUGUUCGAGGUCAAUGGAUUGCCUUUCCAAGUCCUUGGCGCAGGCUACACACCUGAUAUUUUUCUUCGCUGGGAUUCCUCGCGCUUCACGAAAAUCGCCGAGUAUGUCCUCGAUAUUGGUUUGAACACCAUUCGCCUUGAAGGGAAGAUGGAGCACCCUGAGCUCUAUGAAAUAUGCGACCGCCUCGGGAUCAUGGUGCUUCCGGGGUGGGAGUGCUGUGACAAGUGGGAGGCGUGGAAUUAUUCUGAGGAAGAUGGAUUGCAGGAUUCGCUCUGGGGCCCAAGAGACUACGUGACCGCAGGCGCGAGUAUGAGACACGAGGCAGAGAUGCUGCAGACUCACCCGAGUGUGCUCGGAUUCCUCAUCGGAAGCGACUUGUGGCCUGACGAAAAAGCUACAUCUAUCUACUUGGACGCGCUGCGUGAUUCCCAUUGGGAGACCCCCAUCAUCGCGGCCGCUUCGAAACGAGGAUACCCAGAGAGCCUUGGUCCCUCGGGUCUCAAGAUGGACGGGCCCUACACCUGGGUCCCACCCAAUUACUGGUACGAUGAUCGUUUGGGCGCAGCAUUUGGUUUCGGCUCGGAAUUAGGUUCAGGAGUGGGCACGCCGGAGCUUCCAAGCCUGUCUAAUUUUCUCAACUUGUCCGACAUAAACGACCUCUGGCAGCGACCUGACAAAACCUUGUACCACAUGUCGCCUGGAGAAACGUUCUCUUCGAGAGAGAUGUACAACAAGGCACUUUGGCAGAGACAUGGCACACCGAGAAACCUGUCGGAUUAUCUAUUAAGCGCUCAGAUGAUGGAUUACGAAGCAACAAGGGCUCAGUUCGAAGCUUACGCAUCGAAUUGGUCCGCCGAGCGACCUGCCACAGGUAUGAUCUACUGGCUCCUGAAUAGUGCUUGGCCAAAUCUCCACUGGAACCUGUUCGACUAUUAUCUGCACCCGGCCGGAUCGUACUUUGGUGCGAAGACAGGGAGUCGUCUGGAGCAUGCAGCAUACAAUUAUGCGCACAAAAGCGUGUCUAUAAUCAAUCGUUCUAUGGACAGGAAAGGACCCAGAACGCUUGAACUAGACGUCAUCAAUUUAGAUGGUGUACACGUUUUGAACAAGACGGUUCCUCUGGUCACAAAGCCGAAUUCCAGCAGUACGCUCUUGAAGGUCAAGGAGUUGAAGAAGAUCAAAGACGUGGUGCUUCUCCGUCUGGUUCUCAAGGACAGUCGCGAGAACAGAGUUUUGAGUCGGAAUGUCUACUGGUUGUCAAAGAAAUCUGACAAGUUGAAAUGGCGCAAAUCAGACUGGUACUACACGCCGGUCCGAAAAUAUGCCGACUACACAUCCCUGAACAAAAUUCAACCAGCUAAUGUGUCAAUCUCAGCCACGAUGGACAACGGAAAUGGGCGCAGCGUCACAGUCACUCUUGAAAACCGCUCACCCUUCCCAGCAGUCUUCAUCCGGCUGAACCUGGUCCACCAGAACAAGGACGCGACACCGGGGCACUUCAAGUGGGAACAUGUCACUCCUGUGAAAUGGUCGGAUAAUUACGUUACGCUAUGGCCUCACGAAAAGAUGUUUCUGUAUGUGGACGUGGCGGAGGGCGCAGGGCAUCCAGACAUGCUGCUAGUCCAUGGGAAGAACGUUCACGAGACCGAGGUCCCAUCACAUAGGGCGCAAUUGGCUUUCUUCCAGACGAAUUGA
Molecule: messenger RNA, 2541 nt
Organism: Diaporthe citri
Lineage: Eukaryota; Fungi; Ascomycota; Sordariomycetes; Diaporthales; Diaporthaceae
Exons: 2
Coding region: 1-2541 (846 amino acids)
Molecular function (GO): hydrolase activity, hydrolyzing O-glycosyl compounds
Source: RefSeq, a predicted model, not a curated record